UUCUUCGCAGUGCAUUCUGGGACAGUAGGCGAUUCACAAUGGCGGCGAAACCAAAUCAAUUAAAACUUUUGUAUCUGAGUUGGAUAUACGCAACGAUUUUUUCUCGUAUUACAUUUAUUGACGCCACUGGCCUGACGUGGGAUGAAAACGGAUACAUUCUUUACUGCCCCUGCAUGGGUCGGUUUGGAAACCAGGCGGAUCAUUUGCUUGGAUCGCUGGCUUUUGCCAAAAUGCUGAACCGGACUUUGGCGGUUCCGCCGUGGAUCGUUUAUCGGCAUCACGCGCCUCCGUACACUAACGUGCAUGUUCCCUACAGUGAGUAUUUCCAACUGGAGGUGCUGAAGCAGUACCACCGUGUGGUGAGUCUGGAGAACUUCAUGGACCAUCUUGCUCCUACACACUGGCAACCAGGCCAGAGAGCUGCUUACUGCUUCGAGUCAGCCGUCCAACGGAGUUCAGAUAAGAUGAGCUGCCCUAUGAAGGAUGGAAAUCCAUUUGGUCCAUUCUGGGACCACUUUGGAGUUGAAUUUGACCGUUCUGUCCCAUUUGGUGGCCUGUAUUUCAGCUCCUACUACAUUCCACAUUGGAUUAAAAGGUUUCCCCCAGCGGAGCACCCUGUGCUGGCUCUUCCUGGAGCUCCAGCCCACUUCCCUGUGUUUGAGGAGCAUGUGGGUCUACAGCGCUAUGUUGUGUGGACUGAGAGGAUGGUGCAGGAUGGGGAGAAGCACAUCAGCACACUGCUUUCCAGACCUUAUGUAGGGAUUCACCUCCGCAUUGGAUCAGACUGGCAAAAUGCCUGCAAGCUGCUGGAGACAGGUGAUGCUGGUCCCCACUUUAUGGCCUCACCGCAGUGUGUGGGUUAUGAUGGACAGACAGCACUACCGCUCACGUUGACCAUGUGUCUGCCUGACCUGAAGGAAAUCCUGCGGGCCGUCAAGCUGUGGGUGAAAAAGAUCAAAGCUCAGUCUGUCUACAUUGCCACUGACUCAGAGUCUCACAGCUCUGACAUUGAGAAACUCUUCAAAGGAAAGAUAAAGGUGGUCAGCGUUGAUCCAGAUGUGGCUCAGCUUGACCUGUACAUCUUGGGCCAAUCUGACCACUUUAUAGGCAACUGUGUCUCAUCCUUCUCAGCCUUUGUUAAGCGGGAACGAGAUAUCCAUGGCAGGUCCUCCUCCUUCUUUGGCAUGGACUACCCGAUCAAAAAGGAAAGAAAAGAUGAACUUUAGAGGCCGUCUUGCACUGAAGUGUGUAUGACCGUGAAAGCUGACUUUUUUUUUCUUUUCUUUAAGUGAUCUCAGGUGAAUAGUUUACAGAAGAGUGAGGCUCAGAUAGGUUUUUUGUAUAGUGUAGAAGGCACAAAUUUCAGACUUAAAACUCCAAACAGAAGUAUUUUUCAGAUUAAAACAUUCCAUGCUUGAACACACCCAUAUUGAGAAACAGUACACACGUAUAGUAUUCACAAAUACUGAUACAUACAUGUAUGUUAUGUUCAUAUAAACACAAAUACAAUAGGAUAUAUAAUUCUAUGAAGUAGAAGCUAGCUGACAGUUGGUGUGUAAUAGUUGUCUUAUUUGAAAGUGAUACCCCGCAGGGGCAGUAAAUGAUCCUCUGGAUGCUAAUUAUAGUGGAGUGAAGAGCCCAGAUUAGUCAGUUGGUUUGUGCUUAAUAACAAACCUGCACGCUACAAGAAAGGGAUGCAAGGGUGUGUUACUUCAAGUGGGAGCGUAUAUACUCUAGAUGUAUAAUUUCUGUAGAGCUGUUAGAGAAUAUGUUGUACUUUUAAUUUGAACCUGCACAUACCAGUAUUGAAUUUACUUAUGGAGAGAAUAAAUCUGUUGUCAAAAGGUUUAUACAUGCUCUUAUAAAGACUAUUGUACAUGUCA
Messenger RNA from Ictalurus punctatus (channel catfish), 1883 nucleotides. RefSeq names its product protein O-fucosyltransferase 1 (gene pofut1). NCBI's taxonomy places the organism in Eukaryota, Metazoa, Chordata, Actinopteri, Siluriformes, Ictaluridae. Gene Ontology annotation, cellular component: endoplasmic reticulum. Gene Ontology annotation, molecular function: peptide-O-fucosyltransferase activity. The coding region runs from base 39 to 1226 and encodes 395 amino acids. The transcript is spliced from 7 exons. Gene Ontology annotation, biological process: regulation of Notch signaling pathway; Notch signaling pathway; protein O-linked glycosylation via fucose. The record is from RefSeq and is a predicted model, not a curated record.